Messenger RNA from Onychostoma macrolepis, 855 nucleotides. Its product is annotated as galactose-specific lectin nattectin-like. Gene Ontology annotation, molecular function: signaling receptor activity. The record is from RefSeq and is a predicted model, not a curated record. NCBI's taxonomy places the organism in Eukaryota, Metazoa, Chordata, Actinopteri, Cypriniformes, Cyprinidae. The transcript has 8 exons. The coding region runs from base 289 to 732 and encodes 147 amino acids.
GCUGCUGCAUGAAUUUAUGCAUUAACAUUCAUCAAACACAUGAGGCUGCAAUUUGGAAAAACCUUCAAGCUAAUGCUGCUGAAAUGGAGGUCAAGGGGACUGAAGAGGUGGCUCCAGCCGGCAGAUCAGAAGGGAGGACUUCAGGAGGCAGACACACUAUUUCACUGCAGUACUGCCAACUGGACAGUGGGCAUGCUACAUAAAGUAUAAAAGCAGGGCUCUUUCUGGAACUUCACAAAAUCUUCCUCUGAGAUUCUGAAGGCAACGAUCUGAAAACCAAGUUUCAUCAUGGCAAUGCUGAGAAGUCUUCUGCUUCUUUUCGUUGUGUUCUCCAUGGGGAAGGCAGGAGUUAAAAAAUGCCCCUAUGGAUGGACAAAUUUUGGAGUCCGAUGCUACAAGUUCUUCUCUCAGACGGUCAACUGGGUCACAGCAGAGAGGAACUGCCUAAGUCUGGAUGCAAAUCUUGCAUCUGUACAUAGUAAAAUAGAACAAGAUUUUCUUCUGAGUCUGUUGCCGUCGCCUUCCACACGUUGUUGGUUUGGUACUCACGAUGGUAACCAUAAAGGACAAUGGUUGUGGACUGACGGAACUCCAUAUGACUACACUAACUGGGGCCCUUCACAACCUUCUGGUGGUACUGAGAACUGCGGGGAGUUCAACUUCAACCCUAACCUUUGGAACGAUCAAACCUGUGCAAACACGCAGGCUUAUGUUUGUGCUAAAGACCUGUGAGAUCACAUGCAGUCAUCCUGCUCCACAGUUACUUUGACAAGUGUUAUUCUGAAAUUAAAAUUUUCUUAAAUAUUUUCUCAGCUUUAAUUUCUUCCCAGUACUGUACCACCCCUCAAAUCAAUA